Messenger RNA from Pongo pygmaeus (Bornean orangutan), 4249 nucleotides. It is a transcript of the gene SUV39H2, whose product is annotated as SUV39H2 histone lysine methyltransferase. Bases 943 to 2151 code for a protein of 402 amino acids. Gene Ontology annotation, cellular component: nucleus. Gene Ontology annotation, molecular function: histone H3K9 methyltransferase activity; protein binding; zinc ion binding. The transcript is spliced from 6 exons. The record is from RefSeq and is a predicted model, not a curated record. Lineage: Eukaryota; Metazoa; Chordata; Mammalia; Primates; Hominidae.
AGCGGAAGGUGUUUAUGGUGGUCAUGAACUAUUUAAUUUUGUCAGUGAAAUCUUUUUCUGCAUUACUGGAGACUGUCGAGAGAUUGUCUUUUUUUUUUAACCACGUGUUUGCAGUUUUUCAUAUUCACUUUUUUUUUUUUUUAAUUCUCAAAGAGCAUUUCCUUUGCGGGUUGUGUUUUGAAUCCUCAACUAGAUAAAAAUGUUUAGGAAAAGCACACAAACACACCUUGGGUAGAUAAGAGGAACCUCCUUUAUACGUGAUCCCCUUAAUGAAGUCAACUUAACACAAAACGUCCUCUAGUUCUUGUAGAUGGAAGGGACUUAUGGGGUCAUUUCUCUCCCAUAACUGUCCUACACCCAAACGACCACUACAAAGCAAUCAGCCUCUUCCUCCACGUUUUCUGGAGGAAAAUACCUUUGUCUUUACUGCUUUAGGAUGGAAUCGUUUGCAGGCAGUGAGAUGGUAGAAAUUAUGCUUAAGGGUUUCUGACAAUGAAGUCUCUGUGUGAGGUGGGGAGGAUGAGGAAAGGGUGCCGGAAAAGUUAUUGCCGCUAACAAGUGUUCUCCCUUCCCUGAAAUUACCUCAAAACACAAAAGGUGAUCGCAACUACCUUGGAGAGCUACCAAGUAAAGCUUGAGUUUACUGAUAGAUUUUGUUUGGUAACACCAGUUUUCUCCAUUUUUUUCCAGUGAAUCUGACAGCCAAAAAGAUUGAGACCUCACUAAAGUCACAUAGCUCGGUGACCGAGCGAUGGGUAGUGCAGAGGACUUUUUUUGAUCCUGUCUAGUGCUUACCAUGACACUAGCCCUAACAACAAGUUUAUUCCAUUUUCCUAAACGUGUUAAUUUACACUUUAAAUUCAGUGUGGUAACAUGCUGCUUACAGAAAUUUGAGGGUGAAAUCUUCUGGAACACAAUUAGUUUCUGGCUUCUGGAGGGUUGAUGAUGACUUGGUGUGUGCCUUGCCUAGUUUCACUUGAUACUCUUCAGGAAUUAUGUAGAAAAGAAAAGCUCACAUGUAAAUCGAUUGGAAUCACCAAAAGGAAUCUAAACAAUUAUGAGGUGGAAUACUUGUGUGACUACAAGGUAGUAAAGGAUAUGGAAUAUUAUCUUGUAAAAUGGAAAGGAUGGCCAGAUUCUACAAAUACUUGGGAACCUUUGCAAAAUCUGAAGUGCCCGUUACUGCUUCAGCAAUUCUCUAAUGACAAGCAUAAUUAUUUAUCUCAGGUAAAGAAAGGCAAAGCAAUAACUCCAAAAGACAAUAACAAAACUUUGAAACCUGCCAUUGCUGAGUACAUUGUGAAGAAGGCUAAACAAAGGAUAGCUCUGCAGAGAUGGCAAGAUGAACUCAACAGAAGAAAGAAUCAUAAAGGAAUGAUAUUUGUUGAAAAUAGUGUUGAUUUAGAGGGCCCACCUUCAGACUUCUAUUACAUUAAUGAAUACAAACCAGCUCCUGGAAUCAGCUUAGUCAAUGAAGCUACCUUUGGUUGUUCAUGCACAGAUUGCUUCUUUCAAAAAUGUUGUCCUGCUGAAGCUGGAGUUCUUUUGGCUUAUAAUAAAAACCAACAAAUUAAAAUCCCACCUGGUACUCCCAUCUAUGAAUGCAACUCAAGGUGUCAAUGUGGACCUGAUUGUCCCAAUAGGAUUGUACAAAAAGGCACACAGUAUUCGCUUUGCAUCUUUCGAACUAGCAAUGGACGUGGCUGGGGUGUAAAGACCCUUGUGAAGAUUAAAAGAAUGAGUUUUGUUAUGGAAUAUGUUGGAGAGGUAAUCACAAGUGAAGAAGCUGAAAGACGGGGACAGUUCUAUGACAACAAGGGAAUCACGUAUCUCUUUGAUCUGGACUACGAAUCUGAUGAAUUCACAGUGGAUGCGGCUCGAUACGGCAAUGUGUCUCAUUUUGUGAAUCACAGCUGUGACCCAAAUCUUCAGGUGUUCAAUGUUUUCAUUGAUAACCUCGAUACUCGUCUUCCCCGAAUAGCAUUGUUUUCCACAAGAACCAUAAAUGCUGGAGAAGAGCUGACUUUUGAUUAUCAAAUGAAAGGUUCUGGAGAUAUAUCUUCAGAUUCUAUUGACCACAGCCCAGCCAAAAAGAGGGUCAGAACAGUAUGUAAAUGUGGAGCUGUGACUUGCAGAGGUUACCUCAACUGAACUUUUUCAGGAAAUAGAGCUGAUGAUUAUAAUAUUUUUUUUCCUAAUGUUAACAUUUUUAAAAAUACAUAUUUGGGACUCUUAUUAUCAAGGUUUUACCUAUGUUAAUUUACAAUUCAUGUUUCAAGACAUUUGCCAAAUGUAUUACCGAUGCCUCUGAAGAGGGGAUCACUGGGUCUCAUAGACUGAUUUGAAGUCGACAUAUUUAUAGUGCUUAGAGACCAAACUAAUGGAAGGCAGACUAUUUACAGCUUAGUAUAUGUGUACUUAAGUCUAUGUGAACAGAGAAAUGCCUCCCGUAGUGUUUGAAAGUGUUAAGCUGAUAAUGUAAUUAACAAUUGCUGAGAGAUCAAACCUUCAACUUGCCAUACACCUCAAAUUCGGAGAAACAGUUAAUUUGGGCAAAUCUACAGUUCUGUUUUUGCUACUCUGUUGUCAUUCCUGUUUAAUACUCACUGUACUUGUAUUUGAGACAAAUAGGUGAUACUGAAUUUUAUACUGUUUUCUACUUUUUCAUUAAAACAUUGGCACCUCAAUGAUAAAGAAAUUUAAGGUAUAAAAUUAAAUGUAAAAAUUAAUUUCAGCUUCAUUUCAUAUUUUGAAGCAAUCUAGACUGUUGUGAUGAGUGUAUGUCUGAACCUGUAAUUCUUAAAAGACUUCUUAAUCUUCUAGAAGAAAAAUCUCCGAAGAGCUCUCUCUAGAAGUCCAAAAUGGCUGGCCAUUAUGCUUCUUUGAAAGGACAGGAUAAUGGGACCAGGGCGGUGUUUUGGAGUACCAAGCAAGGGGAAUGGAGCACUUUAAGGGCACCUCUUAGUAACAUGAAUUGGAAAUCUGUAUCGAGUACCUCUGGUCUAAACAGUAAAACAAGCUGCCUGGAGAGCAGCUGUACCUAACGAUACUGUAAUGUACAUUAACAUUACAGCCUCUCAAUUUCAGGCAGGUGUAACAGUUCUUUCCACCAGAUUUAAUAUUUUUAUAUUUCCUGCAGGUUCUUCUUAAAAAGUAAUCUAUAUUUUUGAACUGAUACUUGUUUUAUACAUAAAUUUUUUUUAGAUGUGAUAAAGCUAAACUUGGCCAAAGUGUGUGCCUGAAUUAUUAGACCUUUUUAUUAGUCAACCUACGAAGACUAAAAUAGAAUAUAUUAGCUUUCAAGGGGGUGGGAGGGUUCCAACAUAGUAUCGAAUCUCAAUCAGGAAAAACUAUGCUUUCAUGUCUGAUUCUGAGAUUUCUAAUUGUGUUGUGAAAAUGAUAAAUGCAGCAAAUCUAGCUUUCAGUAUUCCUAAUUUUUACCUAAGCUCAUUGCUCCAGGCUUUGAUUACCUAAAAUAAGCUUGGAUAAAAUUGAACCAACUUCAAGAAUGCAGCACUUCUUAAUCUUUAGCUCUUUCUUGGGAGAAGCUAGACUUUAUUCAUUAUAUUGCCAUGACAACGUCACUCUUUCAUAAUAUAUAGGAUAAAUUGUUUACAUGUUUGGACCCUCAGAGUCUGUUAACCAAAAUUGCAGAAUGGGGGGCCAGGUGUGUGUGGUGGCUCACACCUGUGAUCCCAGCACUUUGGGAGGCUGAGGUAGGAGGAUCACGUGAGGUCAGGAGUUCAAGACCAGCCUGGCCAUCAUGGUGAAACCCUGUCUCUACUGAAAAUACAAAAAUUAGCCGGGCGUGGUGGCACACGCCUGUAGUCCCAGCUACUCAGGAGGCUGAGGCAGGAGAAUCACUUGAACUCAGGAGGUGGAGGUUGCAGUGAGCCAAGAUCAUACCACUGCACUGCAGACUGGGUGACACAGUAAGACUAUCGCCAAAAAAAAAAAAAAAAAAUUUUUUUUUUUUUUUUUCCCAGAAUGUGUCAAAAAAUACUUUCUUAAUGGCAUUUGUGUUUUAAGGAAAAUCAGUCACAUAGUGUCAGUGUUAAGAAAAGGUCGUAGGUUUACAGGUUGCCCCCAGUGGCCAUACUUUGAAUUGUGAUUCUCAUGGGUUUAAAGAUGUGAUUUUUAAAAAAUCAGUGUUUUACCAUCUAGUUAUUUGAUCUUGUCCACUUUUUUGUGUUUAACAAAAGUGUAAAACUGGAAAGCAAAGAAAAAAAGACUAUUUUCAGUAAACAUG